This is a messenger RNA of Oncorhynchus mykiss (rainbow trout), 3741 nucleotides long. RefSeq names its product paired mesoderm homeobox protein 2A. The record is from RefSeq and is a predicted model, not a curated record. Gene Ontology annotation, molecular function: DNA-binding transcription factor activity, RNA polymerase II-specific; RNA polymerase II transcription regulatory region sequence-specific DNA binding. Gene Ontology annotation, biological process: regulation of transcription by RNA polymerase II. NCBI's taxonomy places the organism in Eukaryota, Metazoa, Chordata, Actinopteri, Salmoniformes, Salmonidae.
GAGAUUGUGCUCUAACCACCCUGGGCAUUAUAAGCUUAUGGCCCAUGAGGCGCGUGCUAGUGUGUUUCAUAUCACGUUGGAUGCCACUGAACAAUAACUUAAAUCAAUUUAUGGGGAGUCAAUGCGUUUAUGAAAGCUUUCCAUGGGAUCCACUGAUUGAAACGCGGUUAGUUUGGUUCUGCAGUCAGACACUCUUGAGGUGACGCAUACACCCUUACAUAGGCUACCACUCUUACGCGGAGAGAAAGGCUACAUCUUGAACAACACCAAAUAAAAUGUGUAAUUCCAGAAAUCAGAAUCAUAUCAGGAGUUUAUCUGGCAUAAAGACGUCUGGCUGAGGGUUAACUUCACGCGCAUUAGUAAUGCAUGAGUAGUGGGAGGGGGCUGACCGUGCACGAUGCCCCCCAAUAGACUCUCGAGACAUUGUCAUGGAAAGAGACCACCGCCUCGUUAUUGUCUCGCGGACUGCCAAGUUUAUUAUAAACACUGCGCGAGCUGGCCGGUGCGCUGUCAUACUGAGCGCAAGGCGAGGUGGUCCGGAAGGGAGCGAGAGCGAAACUGACGUGGAUGGAAGAGGAAGAUACUGAUACAGAGAGAGAAAAGAAAGAAAGAGAUUUCAGGAAUAUUACUUUCAAGGAAGAGAGAGCGACGUGAAGAAAGACAUAUAUAUGGUAAAAUAACAUCCUGCUUUGACUGAAAACAAGAACGGGACUGAACUUGGGGACCUAAAGCUGGUCAUUGGAGAAAUUUGAAAAACGGAAUUCAUUCUGUGGUGUUUUUACAGCUUUAACCGUUUUAAUUCCUCUCGAAUCCGGAGAAGUACAUUUCAUCCAGCGCUCGCCCCAGAGUUGUCAUCCUCGCGCCUCCAUGUAUAAAAUGGAUUACUCCUACCUGAACUCAUAUGACUCGUGCAUGGCGGCCAUGGAGGCAUCGGCCUACGCGGACUUCAGCUCGUGCAGUCAGGCCAGCUCGUUCCAGUACAACCCGAUCCGGACCGGGUUCGGUGCCAACCCGGGAUGCGCACCUCUGAGCACCGCUAGUUGCACACUGGGGUCCCUUCGGGAGCACCAGCCCACACCCUACUCCACAGUUCCAUAUAAGUUCUUCUCCGACCCAUCCGGUUUAAACGAGAAGCGGAAACAGCGGCGCAUAAGGACCACCUUCACGAGCUCACAGCUGAAGGAGCUGGAGCGCGUGUUUGCGGAGACCCACUAUCCCGACAUCUACACACGCGAGGAGCUUGCGCUCAAGAUCGACCUUACUGAGGCGCGGGUGCAGGUGUGGUUCCAGAACCGGCGGGCUAAGUUCCGUAAGGUGGAGCGUGCGGCCAACUCUAAAUCUGGUAAUGGGACUGGGGGCCCAGGAGGGAACAAUGGCAAUGCUGGGGGGAAAAAGGGUGAGCCCAGAUCUUCCUCAGAUGAUGACGAAUCAAAAGAGUCCACCUGCAGUCCCACCCCUGACAGCACCGCCUCUCUGCCCGGCUCAGCCAAUGGGAACAUGGGUAGCCCUGCCAGCCUCAGCCCCAGCCCAGCCCCUGCUAAUGGUGGCUACGCCAACACCUCCAGCUCCCCCGUUCUACAGGGGCUCAAAUCUCCUGGCUGGCCCAGCCUAGGCCCCGCCCACCCAGGAAUGGCCCAACCCGCAACCCAAGCUCCAGAGCUGCUGAAGGCGUGGCAGCCUGCAGACAGUAUGACAGGGCCUUUCGCUGGCGUGCUCUCCUCCUUCCACCGGAAACCCAAUGCUCUCAAGACUAACCUGUACUAGAGACAAUGAGCAGAGAUCUCUAGUAUAAUUACUGUAUAUCUAUACAGACUAACCUGUACUAGAGACAAGGAUCAGAGAUCUCUAGUAUAAUUACUGUAUAUUUAUACAGACUAACCUGUACUAGAGACAAGGAGCAGAGAUCUCUAGUAUAAUUACUGUAUAUUUAUACAGACUAACCUGUACUAGAGACAAGGAGCAGAGAUCUCUAGUAUAACUGCUGUAUAUCUAUACAGACUAACCUGUACUAGAGACAAGGAGCAGAGAUCUGUAGUAUAACUGCUGUAUAUCUAUACUCUCCUUCCCCCUCUAUCUACGGCCCCCCGGAGUGGGACUAUCCAUUUCAUUUAUUAUUACCCGGACUCUCUAAGGGACAGUUGUAGUUUGUGAAUGUGUGUUUGUGUUGAAGUGUGUGUAACAUGCAUCUCAUAUGGGGUGUGUGAGUGUGUGUCAGUUGUUCUGUAUGUUCUCACUCCAACAAAGCUACACCCCCCCCCCCCCCCCCCCCCCCCAACACACACACUAUACACAGUCCAAAAGGCAUUAGCAGACAUUGUGCACUUAGUAACAGUAGCUCCUAGUCCCUGUACCCCCUGAUUAGUAACAGUAGCUCCCAGUCCCUGUACCUCCUGAUUAGUAACAGUAGUUCCUAGCCCCUGUACCUCCUGAUUAGUAACAGUAGCUCCUAGCCCCUGUACCCCCUGAUUAGUAACAGUAGUUCCUAGCCCCUGUACCUCCUGAUUAGUAACAGUAGUUCCUAGCCCCUGUACCUCCUGAUUAGUAACAGUAGCUCCUAGUCCCUGUACCCCCUGAUUAGUAACAGUAGCUCCCAGUCCCUGUACCUCCUGAUUAGUAACAGUAGUUCCUAGCCCCUGUACCUCCUGAUUAGUAACAGUAGCUCCUAGCCCCUGUACCCCCUGAUUAGUAACAGUAGUUCCUAGCCCCUGUACCUCCUGAUUAGUAACAGUAGUUCCUAGCCCCUGUACCUCCUGAUUAGUAACAGUAGCUCCUAGCCCCUGUACCUCCUGAUUAGUAACAGUAGCUCCUAGCCCCUGUACCUCCUGAUUAGUAUGUUAACCAGGCAGGCUGAAGGUAAACAGUCAGUCUUCUUGGAGAGAAUCAGGGGGACAAAGCCCAAACUCUUAACAGCAAGCACAUCCCCUCUGGAGAGGGGACCCCCAAAUCCCUCUGUACUGGAGAGGGCACCCCCAACUCCCUCUGUACUAGAGAGGGGACCCCCAACUGACUCUGUACUGGAGAGGGGACACCCAAAUCCCUCUGUACUGGAGAGGGGACCCCCAACUCCCUCUGUACUGGAGAGGGGACCCCCAACUGCCUCUGUACUGGAGAGGGGACACCCAAAUCCCUCUGUACUGGAGAGGGGACCCCCAACUCCCUCUGUACUGGAGAGGGGACCCCCAAAUCCCUCUGUACUGGAGAGGGGACCCCCAAAUCCCUCUGUACUGGAGAGGGGACCCCCAACUCCCUCUGUACUAGAGAGGGGACCCCCAACUGCCUCUGUACUGGAGAGGGGACACCCAAAUCCCUCUGUACUGGAGAGGGGACCCCCAACUCCCUCUGUACUGGAGAGGGGACCCCCAACUCCCUCUGUACUGGAGAGGGGACCCCCAAAUCCCUCUGUACUGGAGAGGGGACCCCCAACUCCCUCUGUACUGGAGAGGGGACACCCAAAUACAACUAUCCCCCUGAAGGCCAGGCCAGAUUCCCUCUCACAUCCUCACUACACCCGUGCCAGAGAACCCCAAACUCCUACUGUCAGACAACCCCCACCCCUCCCCUCUGAUCCCCAUUCCCACCAGACUACUAGCUCAAACAUCUCAUAGCAAUGUUCCCUCCCUGACUGACUGGCUGGCUGACUGGCUGACUGACUAGCUGGCUGACUGACUGGCUGGCUGACUGACUAGCUGGCUGACUGACUAGCUGGCUGACUGACUAGCUGGCUGGCUGACUGACUGGCUG